GUUCCCCGAGGUGGCCAGUCAUCCAACCUUUGGAGGAUGAUAACAUGGUAAACAUACUACCAGAAGGCAGAUAAGAGAAUUAGUGACGAUAUAAAAAAUUGUCUUGCAUAUGACCAAGUCCAGUUGUGAAUCCAGAACAACCUUUGUCGUUGCUGCACUUACCCUGAUUCACAGCGGUUAAUAUCCCAGCCAAACAUACAGCAUCAGAUUUAUCCUCUCACAAUGGGUUCCAUGUCGGAAUCACUGGACCAGCAGGCCGUGGCCAAGUAUCACCUAUCGAGACGAGGUGCAUACAACUCGUGCUUUCGCGAUGUCUGGGGACCACGCGAGAAGUUUGGCCUCAACAUAUACUCUCCCACCCACCCAGAAGGCUUGAUCCUCUUGCGCCUGGCUGAAAAUAGUCUAUUACACAAGGACAUUGCCGAAUUCUUCCGUGAACAGUUGACCAUUCUCCCCACCGAGCACCUCACAUACAGCACAGGUCCCCGCGGCUCGUUCCGCCUUCGCAAAACCCUGGCCCGAUACCUUGAGAAAGAGUUCGAGUCGACCACCCCCAUCACAGUCGAGGACCUGUUCAUUACUCCUGGCCUGACUAGUGCCAUCGACUCUGUCGUGUUUGCCCUCUGCGACCAAGGCGAGGGCGUCAUGGUCCCAGAGCCGUUAUACAAUGGCUUCAAGAUUGACAUUACGCACCGAGCUGACGCGAACAUCGUCAGCGUUCGCUACGAAGAGUUGGAUGGCUACACGGGUUUUGACGACAUGUUCAAGCCCGAAUUUACACGCAAGGCGCUCGAGUCAGCCUUGACCAGAUCACGGGCUCAGGGUAUCAAUGCUCGAGCUGUGCUCGUUUCCAACCCACACAACCCUCUGGGACGGUGCUACCCGUCCGAGACUAUGACGGAGUUUAUCAAGUUCUGCGCCGCCAAUGACCUUCACUUCAUCUCGGACGAGAUCUACGCGAAGUCGGUCUUUGAGAACCCCGCCAUCCCCGCUGAGUGCCAGAAGUUCACUUCGGCGCUAUCUCUCGACUGGCAGCGCUUGAUCUCUCCGAUGUGCUUCCAUGUCCUCUACGGUGCCAGCAAAGACUUUUGUGCCAAUGGCCUGCGACUCGGUGUCGUAUACACGAAGAACACCGGCGUCUUAGCAUCUAUGUCCAGCAUUGGUGCUUUCUCGUGGGCCCCUCAUGCUCUUCAAGACGUCUGGGCCGCCAUGUUGGACGACCACGAGUGGCGGAGACGAAUGCACAAGAAGAACAUUACGCUCAUGAAAGAAAAUUACGAGAUCAUCACCAAAUUCAUGCGUGAGCACGACAUUGGGUACUAUGAGAUGAACGCCGGUUUGUACAUCUGGGCAGACUUUCGACGCUUCCUUUUCCCUCAGACCGAGCGGGCUGGAGCCAAUUUCAGCACACUGAAAGUGGGCGGUCCACAGGCACAAACAUUCGAGAAGCGAGAAUUGCGCAUCGCCGACAUCUGUAUCGACAAGGGUGUCAUGAUAUCCCCGGGAACCUCCUACAUGUCAAGCGAGUAUGGCUGGUUCCGUAUCACAUUCACGGCCGAGAAGUCACUGCUAGAAGAGGGCCUCCGACGGAUCUGGAAGGCUCUGCAAGAUCCGGAAGUAGCGGGCUGGAGAUAGGCUGAUCGAGAAUUGUUUCGGACACCAGGGAUGUAUCUUAUAUUGGCUUUUCGCAAGGUUACAAAGAUAUGCGCAGGAUAGCAAUGUCGAGCCACGCCUCUCAACCGCAGAUGCACACGAGUGAAUUACACUGUUCUGGGAUAAAGUUCAACCCUUCAGACCCCUCUGGAUACCAUCCUCAGCCUCGUUCACGGGAUAUCAUGAACAGUAGAUGUUAGAGACGAGUAUAUGGAGCGUUGGCAGAAUACAUAUAGCUAGUGAAAAUGACGUGAGCUGGGGUUAUCUAUACUAUUCGCAAUGACGUUGAAAUGCUCCUUUGAGAACAAAACUUGAUAAUCAUACGAG
Molecule: messenger RNA, 1980 nt
Organism: Exophiala dermatitidis NIH/UT8656
Lineage: Eukaryota; Fungi; Ascomycota; Eurotiomycetes; Chaetothyriales; Herpotrichiellaceae
Product: 1-aminocyclopropane-1-carboxylate synthase
Exons: 7
Coding region: 223-1635 (470 amino acids)
Biological process (GO): biosynthetic process; amino acid metabolic process
Molecular function (GO): transaminase activity; pyridoxal phosphate binding
Source: RefSeq, a predicted model, not a curated record